This is a messenger RNA of Acanthisitta chloris (rifleman), 733 nucleotides long. Its product is annotated as E3 ubiquitin-protein ligase UBR3-like. The record is from RefSeq and is a predicted model, not a curated record. Gene Ontology annotation, molecular function: ubiquitin protein ligase activity. Gene Ontology annotation, biological process: protein ubiquitination; ubiquitin-dependent protein catabolic process via the N-end rule pathway. NCBI's taxonomy places the organism in Eukaryota, Metazoa, Chordata, Aves, Passeriformes, Acanthisittidae. Gene Ontology annotation, cellular component: cytoplasm; ubiquitin ligase complex. The annotation marks the transcript as partial. The transcript has 5 exons.
AAUCUCCAGAUGCUGAUAUUGCCAUGGAGGUAGCUACAUCUGAACAGCAUAUUUCUGAGGCAAUAUAUGAUUGUGUUAUUUGUGGACAAAGUGGUCCUUCUACUGAAGACAGACCUACAGGACUAGUUGUACUAUUGCAAGCAUCCUCAGUGUUGGGGCAGUGCCGCAAUAGCACCGAGCCCAAGAGACUCCCAACUACUGAAGAGGAGCAGAUCUACUCUCGUGACACCUGUGCAGCCCUGCACGACGUGAGGCUCGCGACGCUGCAGCGAUACUUCAAAGACAGUUCCUGCCUGCAAGCAGUGUCAAUAGGCUGGGAAGGAGGUGUUUAUGUACAAACUUGUGGUCACACUUUACACAUAGAUUGUCACAAAUCUUACAUGGAAUCUUUGCGGAACGACCAAGUUCUCCAGGGUUUUUCAGUGGACAAAGGAGAAUUUACUUGUCCCCUCUGUAGGCAGUUUGCUAACAGUGUUCUUCCUUGUUAUCCUGGAAACAACGUGGAAAGAAGCAUCUGGCAAAGUCAUUGUAACAAGUCUAUGCAAGAUCUUGUACAAGAGGUGGAAGAUCUUCAAGAACAGCUGGGAACUUUCCCAUCUGAAACCAAUCUCAGUAAAGAAAUGGAAUCCGUAAUGAAAGAUAUAAAAAGCACCACACAGAAGAAAUAUACAGAUUAUAGCAAGAGUCCUGGGUCACCUGACAACGAUUUUCUGUUUAUGUAUUCAGUAGCCAG